Messenger RNA from Malaya genurostris, 2193 nucleotides. RefSeq names its product ubiquilin-1 (gene Ubqn). Lineage: Eukaryota; Metazoa; Arthropoda; Insecta; Diptera; Culicidae. Gene Ontology annotation, cellular component: cytosol. Gene Ontology annotation, biological process: ubiquitin-dependent protein catabolic process. Gene Ontology annotation, molecular function: polyubiquitin modification-dependent protein binding. The record is from RefSeq and is a predicted model, not a curated record. Bases 55 to 1578 code for a protein of 507 amino acids. The transcript has 5 exons.
UCUGGCAACCUGGCAACGCUGGCUGCUACGUUAAAAAGUUGAAAUCUGUGUGAAAUGGCGGAGGAUUGUGGCAGAAAUAAAAUCACGAUUACCGUGAAAACUCCUAAAGAUAAAAAAUCUAUCGAGAUUGGCGAAAAUGCAGAAAUCAAAGAGCUACGUGCUAUUGUCGCCGAAAAGUUUGAGUCUGAUCCAGAUCUAGUAUGUUUGAUUUUUGCUGGAAAGAUCAUGAAAGAUACAGACACUAUAAAAACACACAACAUUAAAGAUGGUCUUACGGUACAUCUGGUCAUCAAAGCUGCUCCAAGAAAUGAACCAGAAGGACCUCGUCGUCCACCUGCUGAUGUUAGUCAAACUCCGUUUGGACUCAACCAGCUAGGUGGGUUAAGUGCUCUUGGAGCACUCGGUGGAAAUCAGACAAAUUUUAUGGAUCUACAAUCACGAAUGCAACAUGAGUUGCUUGGAAAUCCAGAAUUGAUGCGAACCGUUUUGGACAAUCCAUUGGUACAGCAAAUGAUGAAUAAUCCGGACACAAUGCGUCAGCUCAUUACAUCUAAUCCGCAAAUGCAGGACUUGAUGCAACGUAACCCUGAGAUUUCGCAUAUGUUGAAUAAUCCGGAGCUUUUGCGUCAGACCAUGGAAUUAGCUCGCAACCCUUCAAUGUUACAAGAAUUGAUGAGGUCGCAUGAUCGUGCCAUGUCGAAUUUAGAAAGUGUUCCAGGAGGAUAUAGCGCCUUGCAGCGAAUUUAUCGGGACAUUCAAGAGCCGAUGUUAAAUGCAACAUCUAGAAAUCCUUAUUCUGGUACUUCUGAUUCGGGUAGUUCUGAAAAUCCACAACAAGGGACAGAAAAUCGAAAUCCACUACCAAAUCCUUGGGGUGAGAAUCAAAGUGGAAAUAAUCAAACAACAGAUAAUCCACCACCAAAUAUAUUGAAUACACCCACUAUGCAAAGUUUGUUACAGCAAAUGGGAGAAAACCCAUCUCUCAUGUCAAACAUGAUGAACGCGCCGUAUACUCGAAACAUGCUAGAAGCAUUGUCAGCUGAUCCAAAUAUGGCAGCUAAUUUGAUGGGUCAAAAUCCAAUACUGGCUAAUAAUCCAGCACUUCAAGAGCAAAUGCGCGCGAUGAUGCCACAGUUUUUACAGCAGCUUCAGAAUCCUGAAGUACAACAGAUGAUGUCUAAUCCGCAGGCCCUCGAUGCUAUACUACAGAUUCAACAAGGAAUGGAACAAUUACGUUCGGUUGCUCCCGGAUUGGUCAAUACGAUGGGUAUUCCUCCUCCCCCUUCGGGUGCAUCGACCACAUCUGCUAGCACUGGAAGUACCACAAAUAGUAACACGACAACUCAGUCGAAUCAAGCACUUUUUUCUGACUUUAUGGCGCGUAUGAUGAACGGUAUGGCAUCCAAUUCCAAUCCGACUGUGCCCCCAGAAGAACGUUACCGUUCGCAACUGGAGCAGCUUUCCUCGAUGGGAUUUGUGAACCGCGAAGCCAAUCUUCAAGCUCUGAUUGCUUCGUUUGGCGAUAUAAACGGGGCUGUUGAAAGGCUAUUAGCCCUCGGUCAGCUUUCUUUGAGUUAACGUGUUUGUUGGCUGUGCAGAAUAUGCCAAGAAUCUUUUGACGACGAAUAGUAAACACAGCGGUAGACUAGAAUGAUGACAUGCGUCUAAUGACGAAAAUCAGUUUAAAAUUGAGCAUAGAUUUCGCUAUUUUUUGAAGGGCAGUGAAAAUACUAAUUCCCCUUUUAACAUUGCUCUAUGCCGCAAUUUUUUUUUUGGUAAAAUUACUCGAGACAGUUUGGUGGAAGUGAACCCAGUCGUUGGAAGAGUUACCUGUAAGAUCAGGAGAUUCUUAAAAAAAAGAUGCACAGUAUAGGAUUUUCGACCUUAUAAACUGACAUUUCCAAUUCAACAUUUGUGUGUUUGAAAAAUACAAAUAAGUACCCGUUCAACAAAAACUGCAAAAACAACUGUGUAGAAAAGGCAAAAUUUAAUAAAAUACUAUUUUAGUCAUUCACUAGUGACAUUCAAAGACACUUUAUCUGUUUUGUAGCUUACUCGAUGGUACAUGAAAAGCAAUUCAUUUCAUAUGGCGAACGGUGGUUAAAUAAAAAAUAAAUUCAUCUAUACUGUAUUGUAUUUUAUGGAAGCGGAUCAAUCCAUAGAACAUAUGAAAUAAAUUAUAGUAAAGUUUAA